ACCAGAAGAUCUCUCUCCUAUCUUCCUCGGCCCUUCUUCUAUCUUCCGUUCUCUUUCCGACUCCGAGUUCCGACUAUUUCCGCUGGAGGCUGGAGGCUGGAGGCUGGAGGCUGGAGGCUGGAGGCUGGACUGACUGAUACGCUCCAGAAACAGGAGGGAUUAGGGAACAGAAGUUGUUGUUUCCAUCGGCCGGCCGCUGAGAGUGAUAGUGAUAGUGGUGGUGCAGCCGUGGAGCAAGGAGGCAGGGGCAAUAGGCAGCCAUGCCAUUGGAGGUGCUUAACGCACUUGAUGCAGCGAAAACACAAUGGUACCACUUCACCGCCAUUGUGAUCGCCGGUAUGGGCUUCUUCACGGAUGCCUAUGACCUCUUCUGCAUCUCACUUGUCACCAAGUUGCUGGGUCGCAUUUACUAUCACGUUGAUGGCGCAACGAAGCCGGGAACUUUGCCUCCUAACGUGGCCGCCGCUGUUAACGGUGUCGCCUUCUGCGGUACCCUUUCUGGCCAGCUCUUCUUUGGGUGGCUGGGUGACAAGAUGGGCCGUAAGCGUGUCUACGGUCUCACCCUUGUUCUCAUGGUGGUCUGUUCCAUAGCCUCGGGGCUUUCCUUCGGUCACGAACCAAAAGGUGUCAUUGCCACGCUCUGUUUCUUCCGCUUCUGGCUCGGCUUCGGGGUUGGCGGUGACUACCCACUGUCCGCCACCAUCAUGUCUGAGUAUGCCAACAAGAAGACUCGUGGUGCUUUCAUUGCUGCCGUGUUUGCCAUGCAGGGCUUUGGAAUUUUAGCUGGUGGGAUUGUAGCAAUCAUCGUCUCCGCCGCUUUCAAGGCCAAGUACCCAGCCCCGGCUUACGAAGUGAAUGCACUUGCCUCAACUGUCCCACAGGCUGAUUACAUAUGGCGUAUUAUUGUGAUGUUCGGUGCGCUACCGGCGGGGUUGACAUACUACUGGCGUAUGAAGAUGCCUGAGACUGCUCGUUACACUGCCCUCGUUGCCAUGAACGCAAAAAGGGCCGCCGCAGACAUGUCCAAGGUUCUACAGGUUGAAAUCGUCGCUGAACAGGAGAAGGUCGAGCAACUGGCGCAGGACCGAGGCUACCAGUUUGGUUUGUUCUCUAAGGAAUUCCUUCGUCGCCACGGUCUCCAUUUGCUCGGAACCACCAGUACUUGGUUCUUGCUGGACAUUGCGUUUUACAGUCAGAAUCUGUUCCAGAAGGACAUAUUUAGCGCAAUUGGGUGGAUUCCCCCAGCAAAGACGAUGAAUGCGAUAGAAGAAGUGUUUAAAAUUGCGAGGGCUCAGACGCUGAUUGCACUGUGUAGUACAGUUCCCGGGUACUGGUUUACGGUGGCACUGAUUGACUACAUGGGGAGGUUUGCAAUUCAAUUGAUGGGUUUCUUCUUCAUGACGGUAUUCAUGUUUGCCCUUGCCUUUCCUUACGACCAUUGGACUAAGAAGGAUAACCGGAUAGGGUUCGUGAUAAUGUACUCGCUCACAUUCUUCUUUGCCAACUUCGGUCCAAACGCGACCACAUUCAUCGUGCCCGCGGAGAUAUUCCCAGCCAGGCUAAGGUCAACAUGUCACGGCAUAUCGGCAGCAUCGGGCAAGGCAGGGGCCAUCGUCGGGGCGUUUGGUUUCUUGUACGCGGCACAGAACAAGGACAAGACGAAGACGGACGCCGGGUACCCACCUGGUAUCGGGGUCAAGAAUUCACUCAUCAUGUUGGGGGUCAUCAACUUCCUCGGUAUGAUAUUCACUUUGCUGGUGCCAGAAGGCAAGGGCAAGUCACUGGAAGAGAUUUCAGGUGAGAACGAUGAAGAACAGGAGCAGCAGCGGGGACCUCCUAAUAACACCACCACCGCCACCCUUCACGUUUAAUUAGCACCUGCUGGCUAUAUGCUAAUUCGAUCAUGUUCUCUCGUUUCUUGUUGGUGUGUGCUUAAUUAAUCAUACAUGUUCUCUCGUUUCUUGUUGGCUUUGUGCUUGUAUUUUCUAGCUAUUUGUUUCAUUCUCUGUCUAUUAAUUAUUGAGAUGACGUACGAUAUAUCCAGUCGAGAGGGUUCAGAACUACAGUACUUUAUGAUUUCAUCAUCACAUUGUUUAUUGCAUUUUUCAUAUAAUAAACUGAAAACUCUGUUGGUUGGUUGCU
Molecule: messenger RNA, 2142 nt
Organism: Nelumbo nucifera (sacred lotus)
Lineage: Eukaryota; Viridiplantae; Streptophyta; Magnoliopsida; Proteales; Nelumbonaceae
Source: RefSeq, a predicted model, not a curated record